AAUCGGUUAAAAUACAGGAGAAUCCUUUCAAUCAGUAAUCUAACUAUUGCCGAUAUGGGAAAUUUAUAAAGUGUAGAGAAUCGUUCGUUGCUUGCUUUGUUUGAAAUAAUUGUAUUUUUUGCGUCCUCAUACCUCUAAUCUUUGCAUAUUUGUAUUGCCACUACCACAGUGUACAGCUACUACAUUCAUUUGCAUUUUAUUUCACUAAAUUUCAAGUUCAGUAUUUGUGUUCGUUAAACGGCGCGUCAUAAAAGAUGAGCAGCCAAAGUGAAUAUAAAUUGCUCUCGCUGACCAAGGCGCGGUGCGAUGAUGUAAAAUUAACAGAACGUUUCUCGGAGCAAAUGGCACAGCUCUGUAUGAACGAUGAUUACUCAGAUGUCACUUUUAUAGUAGAGGAUCAGCGGCUACCAGCGCAUCGCGUCAUUUUGGCGGCACGUAGUGAAUAUUUUCGUGCACUCUUGUUCGGAGGCCUGUGUGAAUCCAGACAAAGUGAAAUCGAAUUGAAAAUUCCCGUAGAGGCUUUCAAAGCUUUGCUAAAAUAUAUUUAUUCGGGUCGUAUGCCGCUCGCACAGAUGGAUGAAGAUAAUAUACUUGAUACUUUGGGUUUGGCCAACCAGUACGGUUUCAGCGAAUUAGAAAACGCAAUAUCUCAAUACUUGCGGCAUUAUUUGGCUUUGAAUAAUGUUUGCGCCAUAUUGGACGCAGCACGCCUAUAUAAUUUGGACAAGUUAACCGAAGUCUGUUUGACAUUUAUGGAUCGCAAUGCCACAGAUAUAAUGCAACACGAAUCCUUCCGUGCGCUUUCAAAAGAGUCGCUGGAGGAAGUACUGAGUCGCGACUCGUUCUUUGCGCCUGAAGUCCAGAUUUUUUUAGCCGUAUGGGAGUGGUCCAAGCACCACUCAAACAUCAACAUUGAUUCUGUAGUUUCUUACGUUCGCUUGCCGCUGAUGAAGCUUGAAGACUUGCUGCAAGUUGUGCGCCCCUCGGGCAUUUUGGAACCCGACAAAUUGCUCGAUGCUAUUCAAGAACAAACAACCUCUAAAUAUUUACCAUAUCGUGCCGCACUUUGGCCAGAAGAGAAUGUGGCCACGGCGAAAUUCGGUUCAAAUACCAUACUAGGUGAAUGUCGUACGGUUUUGCUCGAUGGUGAUUGUGCUUCAUAUGACAUGGAAAAGGGUUACACGCGCCACUGCAUUACAGAUAACAAUGACAGCGGCAUAACUGUGGAAUUGGGCACAAUCUGUAUUAUUAAUCAUAUCAAGAUGCUACUCUGGGAUCGUGAUAAUCGUUCAUAUUCGUAUUUCAUAGAGGUUUCAGCGAAUUCCAUUAACUGGGAUCGCGUCAUUGAUUACUCCCAGUAUUAUUGUCGCUCAUGGCAAAUCUUGUAUUUCCCAGCACGGCCAGUGCGCUACAUUAAGCUCGUGGGCACACAUAACACUGUGAAUAAGGUAUUCCAUGUUGUUGGGCUGGAGGCAAUGUACACUGUUUCCAUACCGAAGGUGAUCAACGGGAUUGUGGCGCCUACAUCAAAUGUUGCGCGUACCGACAUGAGCGCUAUUGUGGUGGACGGUGUAAGUCGUACGCGUAACGCGCUCUUGAAUGGUGAUUAUGUGAAUUAUGAUUGGGACUCGGGCUACACCUGUCAUCAGUUGGGUAGCGGUGAAAUUGUUGUCAGAUUGGGCCAACCGUAUGUUAUUGGUUCGAUGCGUUUGUUGCUGUGGGACUGUGAUGACCGGACCUAUAGUUUUUAUAUUGAAACAUCAGUUAAUCAAAAGGAUUGGCACAUAGUAGUCGACAAACGCAAUGAGCACAUGCGUUCAUGGCAAAAUUUCUCCUUCACGCCAAGGCCGAUCGUAUUUAUACGUAUUGUUGGCACGCGUAACACGGCAAAUGAGAUUUUUCAUUGUGUACACCUGGAAUGCCCCUCACAAGACCCCAACUUUCUGCAAAUGGAAAAAGAACAAGAACAGCGCAUCAGCAGCAAGGCAAUUGAUGAUUCAGGUGCCGGCGGUGACAACAAUGAUAGCUUUGCCCGUGCAAUAAAUUCCAGCAGCACAGGAAGCAAAUCCAAUAGUACUCUCUCUCAGUCAAAUAACAAUCAGCAAUUGCCAGAAGAUGUUCUCAUUAGAUUGAACAGUGCGUCAGUUGAUGAUAAUUAAAUGUGCUAUUUCCAUAUAUAAAAGAGCAGCAAAAAACAAAAACGCAAAAAAAAAAAAAAAAACAAAUACUGGAGAA
Molecule: messenger RNA, 2235 nt
Organism: Anastrepha ludens (Mexican fruit fly)
Lineage: Eukaryota; Metazoa; Arthropoda; Insecta; Diptera; Tephritidae
Gene: BTBD9
Product: BTB/POZ domain-containing protein 9
Exons: 7
Coding region: 255-2159 (634 amino acids)
Biological process (GO): adult locomotory behavior; circadian behavior; modulation of chemical synaptic transmission
Molecular function (GO): protein binding
Source: RefSeq, a predicted model, not a curated record